AUGGCUCUAGCUGCACAACAAUCAUUAUUAGAUGAAUUAAUGGGUAAAGGUCGUAAUGCAGCAAAAGGUGAAAAAGUUCAAAAACUUCGUUUUGAUGAUCCAAAUGUUUGUAAAUAUAUGCUUGUUGAUUUCUGUCCACAUGAUUUAUUUGCCAAUACUCGACAAGAUUUAGGAGCCUGUGAUAAAAUUCAUGAUUUUAGUCUUCGACAAGAUUAUGAAAACAGUUCGCGUUAUGGAAAACUUGGUUAUGAAGAUGAAUAUGAACGUUAUUUUAAAUCGUUACUGUCUGAUGUUGAACGACGUAUUAAACGUGGACAAGAACGUCUUCGUAUAACUCAGGGUGAUCCAAAUGCUGAAAAUGAUCCACAUAGUCUUAAGAAUGAAACUAUAACUAAAAUUAAAGAGCUUGAAGAAAAAAUUACAACGCAUGUAUUAAAAUCUGAAUGUUUGGGAAAUGAUUGUCGAAUUGAUGAAGCUCAACAAGUAUUAAAUGAAUGUGAAGAAAUGCGAGAAGAAAAGAAAAAACUUGAAUUACAAUUAGCUGAAGAACAGGCUAAUGCAAAUAUGAAUAAAGCAAUGGAAGUAUGUACCGUUUGUGGUUCAUUUCUAAUUAUUGGCGAUAUACAAAGUCGUCUGGAUGAGCAUAAUAGUGGAAAACAACAUGCUGGUUAUGCAAAAAUUAAAGCAUCACUUGAAGAAAUAAUUCAACGUAAAAAUCAAAUGGUUGAAAAAGAACGAACUCGGACUACAGAAAAACAAGAAACUUCAAAUCGAAAACGAGAUCGAUCUAAAUCAAAAGAUGAAAAAUCUAAACGACAUCAUUCACUAUCAUCAAAUCAUCAGCAUCAUCGUGAUAGAAAUACAAAACAAAGAGAGUCAUCAAGAGAAAAAACUGAUCAUCAUCAUCAUCACCAUCAUCACCAUCGAUCAUCUUCUCGGCAUGAAAAUCAUUCUUCAUCAAAAGAACGUCAUUCUUCACCAUCGAUAAAUCAUCGUCAUCAUCGACGAUAA
Molecule: messenger RNA, 1011 nt
Organism: Adineta steineri
Lineage: Eukaryota; Metazoa; Rotifera; Eurotatoria; Adinetida; Adinetidae
Source: the annotation of a GenBank genome assembly